Aspergillus nomiae NRRL 13137 is the source of this 912-nucleotide messenger RNA. RefSeq names its product PIG-L family deacetylase. The coding region runs from base 1 to 912 and encodes 303 amino acids. Gene Ontology annotation, molecular function: N-acetylglucosaminylphosphatidylinositol deacetylase activity. Gene Ontology annotation, biological process: GPI anchor biosynthetic process. The record is from RefSeq and is a predicted model, not a curated record. Gene Ontology annotation, cellular component: endoplasmic reticulum. Lineage: Eukaryota; Fungi; Ascomycota; Eurotiomycetes; Eurotiales; Aspergillaceae. The transcript is spliced from 4 exons.
AUGUGUGUCUGCUGGCUGUUGAAGCGUCUCAGUCGAAUGCUUCGAGGGCAAACCCUGAGGCGUCUGGCGUUUCCUCUCACUCUCCUAAUAGUAGCAGUCUCUCUUGGACUGUAUCUUCUGCUCGCAUAUUCCCUGGCCAACGAUCCUCGUCUCGUUCCGAUCGCAUUCCAGGAAGCCAAGAGUAUCCUUCUAGUGACCGCACACCCCGACGAUGAGACGCUUUUCUUUAGUCCGACGAUUACCUAUCGCCGAACGGACCCGGAUGUGAAGCGAUCAUUAUUGGUUAUAUCUUCGGGCAAUUACGAUGGGCUGGGAGACAAGCGACAAAGUGAGCUUCACAGUAGCUGUGAGCAGCUAGACAUCGCCCAGGAUCGAUGUGUUGUGUUAGAUGUUGCCGAACUCCAAGAUAAUCCCAAGCAAUGGUGGGACGAGGAUAUGGUUAAGGACCUCGUUUCUUCCUAUAAAGAAAAGUGGCAUGUUGACCUAAUAAUCACAUUUGACAACGGCGGUAUAUCCGGCCAUAUCAACCACCGAUCGGUCAGCGCCGGUGUGCGCAAAUAUGUGCAAUCCACACCAGAUGCGCCCGUCGCAUACAUGCUACAAAGUACGCCACUUCUACGGAAGUACUCCUCGCUCCUCGACCUAAUCCCCACUUCGAUCCCUUUCACCUGGCGCAUCCUGAAAGCACUCCUUACCACGCCACUCGGUAGACGGAUUGACGAUCACACGGUACACGACGUCGUUCCUUUGGCUGCGUACAAUGACAAAGCGAUUAUUGUUAGCUCAUGGCAUACAUAUCGAGUCUCACGAGCGGCAUUCAGUCAGCACGACAGCCAGUAUUCCUGGGACCGUGGGCUAUACCUGGUGGUCAGCCGGUAUAUGUGGUUCAACACGUUGGAAAGACUAGUCUAG